CUCUCAUUAAGGGACGAUCUAUGAUUUGACAGCCUCUCCGCUGUGCCUGCUGCUGCUUCUGUUUCUGCGGCUGUAUGGUCUGUCAUGAGUUGAAAAGGGAUGUGAGGGUUCAGAGAAACUGCCGCUGUGAAGACAGAGCCUCUACGAAGUGAUCUGCCUGCCAGACAGACUAUACAAGGUUUUUCUGCAGGAUUGGAAACUUGGACCUAUUACCACUUCAUUUACCCAGAGAGGCAGGCAGCGCGACAGAGUGAAAAGGGGAAAAUACUACUGCAAGAAGGGUGAAGGCAGGAGAGAUGUUUUAAAGAGUGUCUCUGUCAGAGAAACUUCCAGCCACUGAAGAUGGAGAAUGAAACACUGAGUGAACUGAACCAAACCGAGCUUCAGCCAAAAGCAGCAGUGGCCCUCGAGUACCAGGUGGUCACCAUCUUACUUGUGCUCAUUAUCUGUGGACUGGGCAUUGUGGGCAACAUCAUGGUAGUCCUGGUGGUCAUGCGAACCAAGCACAUGAGAACCCCUACAAACUGCUACCUGGUGAGUUUGGCUGUGGCAGAUCUCAUGGUCCUGGUAGCUGCCGGCCUCCCCAACAUAACGGACAGCAUCUACGGUUCCUGGGUCUAUGGCUAUGCAGGGUGCCUCUGCAUUACUUAUCUGCAGUACUUGGGAAUUAAUGCAUCCUCGUGUUCAAUAACAGCCUUCACCAUUGAGAGGUACAUAGCAAUCUGUCACCCCAUCAAAGCCCAGUUUCUCUGCACAUUUUCAAGAGCCAAAAAAAUCAUUAUCUUUGUCUGGACCUUCACAUCCAUUUACUGUAUGCUCUGGUUUUUCCUUCUGGAUCUCAAUAUUAGCACCUACAAAGAUGCUAUUGUGGUAUCCUGUGGCUACAAGAUCUCCAGGAAUUACUACUCACCCAUUUACCUAAUGGACUUUGGUGUCUUUUAUGUUGUGCCAAUGAUCCUGGCCACUGUGCUUUAUGGAUUUAUAGCCAGAAUCCUCUUCUUAAACCCCAUUCCCUCAGACCCCAAAGAAAACUCUAAAAUGUGGAAAAGUGACUCGACCCAACAGAACAAGAAUUUGAAUUUAAAUGCCGCUAACAGAUGUUUCAACAGCACUGUAUCUUCUAGGAAGCAGGUCACCAAGAUGCUGGCAGUGGUUGUAAUUCUGUUUGCUCUUUUAUGGAUGCCCUACAGGACUCUUGUGGUUGUGAACUCAUUUCUCUCCAGCCCUUUCCAGGAAAAUUGGUUCUUGCUCUUUUGCAGAAUUUGCAUUUAUCUCAACAGUGCCAUCAAUCCAGUGAUUUACAACCUUAUGUCUCAGAAAUUCCGUGCAGCCUUCAGAAAACUCUGCAAUUGCAAGCAAAAGCCCACAGAGAAACCUGCUAACUACAGUGUGGCCCUAAAUUACAGCGUCAUCAAGGAGUCAGAUCGGUUCAGCACAGAGCUGGAUGACAUCACUGUCACAGACACUUAUGUGUCAACCACGAAAGUGUCAUUUGAUGACACCUGCUUGGCUUCUGAGAAAUAACGAAGGUCAUCAGACCCUGCAAUGCUUUCCUUGUAUGUUUAUUUCAUAACUAUGAUCUCAAGUCAUUCAGCAGCUGAUGUCACCCAAGAAAGUUGCACAUUGGGAAACAGUUCACUAUUAAGAUUUUCAGCAACAAAUGGACUACACGACUGACAAGUUUAUCUAUAUCAUUCUUAAUUCAAUACCCAAAUAAUCCUCUUUGACAAGAGUGAUCAUGGAUGUAUUCAAUGCUGUCAGAUUAAACAAGAUGUAAAUAGCGUUCUUUUAUACCAAGCAAAUUCAUGCUAACCAGGUAGAAUGUGAUUAAGUGAUAUUUUAAGAAUUAUAUCUAGAAAAGUGGAAAAGGCUGGAAUAGGUAAUACCAGUUAAGACAGUACAUUGUCCAAAACUAUCAAAUCUGGAUGUGGUCAAGAAAAGAAUUUAGUGGCGAAUAAAAUAUAUUAGUCACAUCAUGACUGUAAGCCAUAGGCUUUCAGCUGGAAUGAUGGAAAUGUGAAGGAUAGUGAAAUUGAUGCUAAGUUAUGCUAAUGGGAUAACCAGUAGUGUUAGCAAGCAUUCCUGAAAGCCUAUAAGUGACUCUUUCCUUCCUUACAGAAGAAUAGACCCAGUUCUUGUGCAUGUAUGGUCAUGACAAACAGGAGCACAUAUGAACUUCCUCAAUAACAUCUUGGACUGGCUUUAAAAAAAGGUGAAACCUUUCCAGAAAAAAAAAAAAAAAGAAUACAGUAUAACUCAGAAUAAGAUGGUACCAACUGACCAAAAGUCUUCAUUCAGAAGUCAGUAAUAACAUCCUGAUACCGAAACAGUACAAUAAGGAAUCAAACACUAAAUUCCUAGCCAUAAGUAUUACCACUCCUGUUUUGGUAUACAUAAAAAUUACUGAAGAGUUUAUCCUAAUAUGUGCUUUGUUUGUCUCUGUCUUAAGAAAUUGUCAUUUGUUGUAUUUCUCUGAACACACUCUGAAAACCACUUUAUUCUGAGCUUCUACAUAUAUCCUUCAAAUGAUGCCUGAUUUUCUCAUAGAUUUAUCUUUACAAUUACAUAGCUUGUUUGUAGUUUGUUUUUAUUGACUUAAACCAUUCUCUUGGCUCAUUAGGGUAUACUAUUUUGUGUCAUAUGACUCUCACAACUGUCCCUUGUGUAUAUAUUGGGAGUGCAAACUUCAACAGCACUCACAUCUCUCACUUAAUUUUAUCAUGAUCAAGAUUAUUAUACUGUAUGUAUGUUCAGAGAAUGACAACAUAUUAUCACUGAAAUGUGAAGAAAGUGUGCAGAGUGCAUGGUAGAAAGACAAUUUACAUUAUUUCGGACUACAAACAUUAGAAUUCCCCAUGGGAAAAGAAUCAGGAAGUCCUAGAGUCAUUGGAACAACUUGGUAGAGAAGCUUGGGUUUUUGUUAAGAGUAGACUUUGUUUAGAUAGUUAAGAAAAGACAAUCGAUAUGAGCGAAGUAAUGAGUAAGUGUGGGAUAAAAAGAAACAGCUCUAGCUGUUAAGAAUAUGUGUUCAGUGCAUUAUGAUUCAUCAGGGAUUAGUUAAGGCAGACAGCUGGUAGGAAGGAAAGGAAAGAAAGGUUAAAGUACUUCCCCAUGCUUAUAUUUGGUGAGAAAAUGUUCUCUCCAACACAGGAGGUAGAUAUGUAUAUAAGUAAGCUAUUGUAUAUUUUGUCAAUUAUUUAUUAUCUACAGAAAAGAUAGUAUACUAUUUGUCUCCUAAGUGUUAUAAUUCUGAAAGUAUUCUUAAAGUCAUAAUUUUCCAAGUAAAAAUUAUAUUGUAUACGUGAAUAUUUUUUCUAUAUUAUAUUGUCAUCAUAUGGAGAAAUAUUUAUGUAUGUAUAUAUGAUUCAGAGGUCCUCAAUAGGCAUGAAGUUAUCCAGUUAUGCUAAACAUGGAUCAAACUAGCUCAUAAGCCCUUCAUGAACUAAGCAUCCAUAUUAAAUGUGAAACUGAAAAGCAGCGAAUAGCUUCUAACUCGCUGGGCCCGCUGAUUUGCAUGUUGCUUACGUCACGCUGUCGAAUGUUUUGGUUUCUUAUAACAUGUCUCUAAAUGUUCUGGUUUCCUUUACCAGUUGUAGAGUACUGCAUGCUGACUUAUCUCAUCAACUGGAAAUUAACCAUUAUGUCCAUGUGGAAAAAAGAGUCUGCUUUAAGAAAGCACAGUAUUAUAUGUUCUUUCUAUAGUGAGAAACUGUUUCUGUAAGUGUAUAUAUGAGCAAUAAAGUAUCAAACUGAAAG
This is a messenger RNA of Meriones unguiculatus (Mongolian gerbil), 3756 nucleotides long. RefSeq names its product thyrotropin releasing hormone receptor (gene Trhr). The record is from RefSeq and is a predicted model, not a curated record. NCBI's taxonomy places the organism in Eukaryota, Metazoa, Chordata, Mammalia, Rodentia, Muridae. Gene Ontology annotation, molecular function: thyrotropin-releasing hormone receptor activity. The transcript is spliced from 4 exons. Gene Ontology annotation, cellular component: membrane. Gene Ontology annotation, biological process: phospholipase C-activating G protein-coupled receptor signaling pathway. Bases 343 to 1524 code for a protein of 393 amino acids.